Molecule: messenger RNA, 2715 nt
Organism: Cercospora beticola
Lineage: Eukaryota; Fungi; Ascomycota; Dothideomycetes; Mycosphaerellales; Mycosphaerellaceae
Biological process (GO): proteasome-mediated ubiquitin-dependent protein catabolic process; protein targeting to vacuole; negative regulation of gluconeogenesis
Cellular component (GO): GID complex
Source: RefSeq, a predicted model, not a curated record
CAGCACGCAGCCUGCCUUGUAGACAUCCUUCGCCAUAGCUUGACCACCGAGGCUCUGCUGAGACCGCACGUCGCCUAUCGAGCGCGACUCGCCAGCGGUGUGAUAUCAGACGCCACAAAAUGCAGUAGACAGGCGCGCAAGGGAAGACAUGCCUCCCUCCAACACGCCGAACGGCUCGAAUCCGCGGAGUCCAGUCAGUGGGGACAGCGCUGGAUCAACACCGCCUCCACCACUCGAGCCCGCCCACCGUCCGCUCACCCCGCUCUCGUACUUUUCGUCGCCUGUCCCAGAUCUGGCAUCGACCUUGCAUACAUCGGCAGCCGAGGACGCCGACGAGGCAAAUGUGAGCUUCUUACGAGACUCGCUGGAGUCGCUGGACCGCGCAGAGGAGACCACAGCCAACAGAGGGCCUACACAUCGACGGGGCCAGUCGCAUAAUGAUCUGAGUCGGGAUCCACGGAUAGCAAAUAGGUUGGCACAGGCACGGCACUUGGAGGCGCAAAACAGAAGUGAUAGUGAGGACUUGUCGCGCCGGUUGAGGCUGCAGAGAGUGCUGGCUCGACUGAAUCAAAUCCACGACCCGACCACGAACAGCACAUCUUCUGCCGCAGCAUACAGUAAUCGCACGCCUUCUCCGGGCAGAAACGAUCAGUACGACUGGGCACCGUCUCACGAGGCUACAACGAAUGCUGCCAGCCAGGACGAGAACGAGCUGGACCAGAUCCUAGCGGAAUUACGACGGCAGCCGUCAAGCGCAAACUCGUCUUCAGACGCUGCGCGCCUGAUCAGCCAGAGCGAGAGUCGCACGAGGGAGCGCAAUCGUGACUCUCAUGCGCCGUCGAGCACGGAUCUACUCGAUGCGGCUGCAGGAGGAGAUCGUCAACGGAGGAGUCUUAGAAGUAGGGCAGUUCUGCAACGUGCGAGACAGGAGAGCUCUCCGAGCGCGACGGAAAGGAUCUUAAGAUAUGCUAUGGAACGACGAGGGACUGAAAUGAGUGAAGAAGAGGAGAGGGCACGAGCUGCUGGGUGGUUCAAUCCUGCUCCUGCCGCGGGCAGUAAUCGCACAUCUGGCGAUCAACAUCGCAGUGGAACGUCUGAUCGAGAUUCUUGGCCGCUACCUCCUUCAGCUAACGAGCUUCGCUCACGAACAAUGCAAGAACGGGCAGAAGCCAUGCAACGCAGAUAUGGUGAGAAUGCGCCACCACGACUGCCUCGGAUAUCGACGCCUCCUGUGCCUGCGAGCGCGACAUCUUCGAGCAAUGCGCAAUUUCUGGAGAAUGCGCUACGAUAUUUGGACCAGCUGCGGUUCUGUUAUAGCUACGAACAAGCUCUCUCAGCAGCGAUCGAUCAUGGCUUGGCAACCAAGGAGUUCUUUGCAGAUAAGCAUGACGACUUUGUGAUGGACCUGUCAGAAAUCGAACCUGUUGCUGGGUCUUCAUGGCUGCAACCUGGCACAAUAUUCGAAGGACAUCAGCAUGCGACUAACGGAAAUGCUGCUCUCCUCGCUACCCGAGCAGGUGCUUCGUCCAGAGCUGUUGAGCAGAUCAACCCCAACUUCCGGACUCAAGGUACGGCGACCGGCUUCGAUCAUCCUCCAGGUUCCACACGUUGGGUUGAACAUCCCAUUGCGCCAUUUCAAAGCCUCGCUGGUUUAAGUGGUUCGAGCCAACCAUCGGCCAUGCUAUUGAGCAGCAGCAAAAUCGCUGACGCUGCUCACGACCACUGGCCUGUUCGUGUCAUCAUCCACUCCAUAGAUACCGAUCGCAUGACACUCCAAGGCACCAUGGAAGCCUAUGAUGUGCCGCAACAUCCCCACAGCCUCAGUAUCACGAAUUCAGCCGACCGUCCCAAAGCGGGCAAGAAGAACGCACCCAUCACGACAUAUCUCGAAGGACACAUCAUCGAUCUCGACACACACAGCUUUCUGACGCCAAAUACCACCAAAGACCCUCAUCGACGAAACUCACCACUUACAGACCCGAACAACUCAACUCACUACACACACCUUUCCGACUCUAUUGCCUUCCCUAGCGCGAAUGAAAAGACCGACGCCAGCAACUGGCGUAAGCUGCCGCCUUUCAACGAAUAUCCCAGCGACGAAGAAACUGCUCGGGUGUUACUGAGUAAAGACCGCAUGUCAGAUGUUGGCAGAGAUUACAUUUUCAUGCGAUGGAAGGAACGUUGCUUCGUGCACGGCAAAGGGGACACUUGUUCGGAAAGUGAACGGCAGGGAGAUCAGGAUCGGGGUCAUGGGUUGACGAUUAGUGGGUUCUAUUAUGUCAGUUUGAGACGAGCUGAUGGAGUCGUGGAAGGGUUGUACUUCGAUCCCACGAGUACGCCGUACCAGUGCUUGAGGUUGAAGGGGAGAGGGACUGGAUGGGGCGCUGUGGAGUUGAGGUGAUUUUGACAUGUCGAAUGAUUGGGGAUUAGGAUAUGAGGGAUGGCAUGGAACCUUGAGUCGCUCGGUGUUGGUUGCAUUUGCAUUUUGCAUUGUUACUGUCUGGAUAUGUGAUGUGAUAACUAGUGAGGUAUUGGUAAACUCCGAUCCCAAGGAUGAGUUUCCACUUCGUCGACAGGCCCAAUCUCUUUUUCGAUAUCAUCUCUGGUGUCGGGCAGAGAGGCUGCAGUCUCUGCUGAACACUAACUACAUGAGCUCUACAAUGACUUCUCUCGUCCGAUAGCAUUCGCUCCGAGCAUCUUUCUCUUUGCUUCAAC